Tachysurus fulvidraco (yellow catfish) is the source of this 1609-nucleotide messenger RNA. RefSeq names its product formyl peptide receptor 2-like. Bases 126 to 1166 code for a protein of 346 amino acids. Gene Ontology annotation, molecular function: complement receptor activity; G protein-coupled receptor activity. The transcript is spliced from 3 exons. Gene Ontology annotation, biological process: inflammatory response; phospholipase C-activating G protein-coupled receptor signaling pathway; complement receptor mediated signaling pathway. Gene Ontology annotation, cellular component: plasma membrane. Lineage: Eukaryota; Metazoa; Chordata; Actinopteri; Siluriformes; Bagridae. The record is from RefSeq and is a predicted model, not a curated record.
AUUGUCUUCAGCAUGUCAUAAAUAUAGAUCCAUACUAGGUAAAGUGGUAAAGUAUCAUUUAUACAUCUACACCACUUGGUAAUGCUUUUUUUUUGUUUAGCAACAACUUCAACAAAACUAACAGAAUGACACCUGCAGACACCUUCACUGCAGACACCUUCAAUCUCCUUCCUGAAACUGAAAUCACCAAAAAUGACAAAACCACAGUGGAUGUUAUGAUGAACAACAUCACAAUUGCUUUUUACACAAUCACUAUAUUUUUGGGCACUUUUGGAAAUGCUCUGGUCAUCUAUAUGUCCGGAUUCCGUCUAAAAGCCAAUGUCACCAAUGUCUGGCUGGUCAACUUGGCUGUAGCAGACCUGAUUUUCUGUCUCACUCGUGUUACUUCAUUGAUUAAGAAACUCUACAAUGAAUUUUGGUUCUUUGGCUGGUUUCUCUGCAAGUUCAAUGGAUUCUUCAAGUACACCAAUAUGUUCUGCAGUGUUUUCAUCCUGGCCGUCAUUAGUCUGGAUCGGGCAAUUUGUGUUUGGCAACCGGUGUUCAGCAGGCAGCGGAGAACUGUAUGUGCAGCUAGACUCAUCAGCGUUGGGGUUUGGACAGUGGCAGUGAUCUUCAGUGCACCAUAUUAUGUGUACCGACAAGUGUAUACCGAAAAGAACAAUUUAAGCAAGUGCUCUAUUGAGGUGCCACAGAUAUCUGAAGCUGACAACAGAGCUAAGAUGGCCUUGUACAGUAUUCGCUUCUUAUGUGGAUUUUUGUUGCCUUUCCUCAUCAUCCUGACCUGCUAUGUACUAGCUGGUUUAGGAAUACGGCGAACACGGAUCAUUCGCAAAUCACGGCCCCUUCGAAUUUUUUUUGGAUUGGUCUGUGCAUUCUUCCUGUGCUGGGGGCCUUACCACUUUCUCCUAUUGGUCAAAAUGGUUGACAGCAAGAGCCAAGCAGUAAAAGUGGGCCUGCCCAUAGCUAAGGGUAUAGCUUAUUUCAACAGCUGUGUUAACCCAAUUUUGUACUUCUUUAUGGGGUUGGACAAGAGACUGCGCUUUAAUCAAAGCCUGUCUCGGGUCUAUGCUAGAGUCCUAGCUGAAGACUUUGAGGUACAAACUUUAAAGUCUAAAGAUUGCACAGGAACAAUGGAUGACACUGCAAAAGCAUUGCAAGAGUCAUAGUGGAAGGAAAGUACUGUAGCUGUUUGUAAGAAUGGUUGAAAAAAAGCUACACAGUAAUUGGAAGAAGAAAAAACAUCAGUUUAUACAUGUUAGUUAUGUUGUUAAUGUACCUUUCAUUUCCAACUUUGUGUACAAUAUUUGCUGAAGUUUAUUGUGUAUUUUAACUAAUGCAUUAAGUAAUAACAGUUAAGAAAACAUUCAUUUAAAGUACAACAAGAUUGCAUCAUUAUGUCUAGAAACGAUUGUAAAAUAAAUAAUAACUAGUUUUACAAACAAUGUUUAAUUUAAUUUUUAUUAGGAUAUAUUAUAUCUUGUUAAUGGUCAUGGUCAUGUUUGUCCAAAACAAUAUUUAACCCUUAUAUUUUCCUCCUAUGCAAAUUAGGAGCGCCGAGUCUACUUGACCUUGUCUGUUUUGACUGCUUAUAAAAAAUGAACUAUAUAUG